AUGGCAUCAGUCAAAGAAAUAAUAAAAGUACUCAUCAAGAUAUGGUUUGGGGAGACAUCCUAUUUCCAAACUGAAGACGAUCAUCUAAACUGCGCCAUAAUUAUCCUACUGCAAGGUUACACUGGCUGCCAACUAGCCAAGCUUACUGACGCUACUAAGAAACGAGGUAGCAGGAAUCCUUUGCAGGAGUUUAAUUGCAGUAACGGCGAGCCUAUGUCGGAGGGUAACCUUGCAGGCUACAAAACAGACACCACUGAGAUUGGCAGAGAAGAAGAAGAAGAAGAAGAAACGCCAGAUGAAGGCGACCAACGGCGACGCCCUGCCGCUACUCCGGAAGUUAAGACAGAGGAUAACCAUAUCCGGCUUACCAAAGCGCUAUGCUACGAGGACUUAAUACUGUGGAUCAUAAAAGACCCUAAAGGCGGCCGCAGGGACAUACUAGCCAUAGAGGUCGCCCUUAAGUUUUAUAAGAAUAUAAAUAGGAAGCCUAAGCUAUACAUAAACUACAAAUUAGGCUCUUUAUAG
This is a messenger RNA of Fusarium oxysporum Fo47, 525 nucleotides long. RefSeq lists its product as uncharacterized. NCBI's taxonomy places the organism in Eukaryota, Fungi, Ascomycota, Sordariomycetes, Hypocreales, Nectriaceae. The coding region runs from base 1 to 525 and encodes 174 amino acids. The transcript has a single exon. The record is from RefSeq and is a predicted model, not a curated record.